AAAGGGAAGGAAGCUGUUCACAGGGGCCUCUGUAAGGAGACUUGGAGUCGCUGCAGCCAAGUCUGGAGCCAUGAGACGGCCCCCUGGCAAUGGAGAGGCGGCCAGCAAAGGUCCAGGUGGCUGGGGUCUAUGGGGAGUCCAGGAGUCCAGGAGGCUGUGCUGUGCCGGUCACGACCGCUGCGGGCAGGCCUUGCUGCAGAUUGGGAUCAACAUGAUGGCACUGCCUGGAGGUCGCCACCUGGACUCCGUCACCCUGCCGGGUCAGCGGCUACACCUGAUGCAGGUGGACUCAGUCCAGCGCUGGAUGGAAGAUCUGAAGCUCAUGACCGAGUGCGAGUGCAUGUGUGUCCUGCAGGCCAAGCCCAUCAGCCUGGAAGAGGAUGCACAGGGUGACCUCAUCCUGGCAGGUGGCCCUGGCCCUGGAGACCCCCUGCAGCUGCUGCUCAAACGGGGUUGGGUCAUUAGCACAGAGCUGCGCAGGAUCGGGCAGAAGCUGGCCCAGGACCGCUGGGCACGGGUGCACAGCAUGAGCGUGCGUCUGACCUGCCACGCCCGCUCCAUGGUCAGCGAGUACAGUGCUGUCAGCAGGAACUCCUCGAAGGAAAUGGGCCAGAUUGAGAAGCUGCUAAUGGAGAAAUGCUCGGAGCUCUCAGCAGUCACAGAGAGGUGCCUUCAGGUUGAGAAUGAGCAUGUCCUGAAGUCAAUGAAGGCCUGCGUGAGUGAGACCCUGAGCACGCUGGGCCAGCACUUUGGCCAGCUGCUGGAGCUGGCCCUGACACGGGAGGUUCAGGCACUGGUGAGAAAAAUUGAUGCCUCAGACAAUAUCUACACCACAGAGUCCACCACAGGGAACCUGUUCAGCCUGACCCAGGAGGGGGCUCCCUUGUGCCGCAUCAUAGCCAAGGAGGGUGGGGUCGUAGCACUCUUCAAGGUUUGCCGGCAGGACAGUUUCCGGUGCUUGUACCCCCAGGCGCUCCGCACGCUGGCCUCCAUCUGCUGCGUGGAAGAGGGUGUCCACCAGCUGGAGAAGGUGGAUGGCGUUCUGUGCUUGGCCGACAUCCUGACCGACGACAGCCACUCAGAGGCCACACGGGCUGAGGCUGCGGCUGUGGUGGCCCAGGUCACCUCCCCACACCUGCCCGUCACCCAGCACCUCAGUAGCUUCCUGGAGAGCAUGGAGGAGAUCGUGACAGCCCUUGUCAAACUGUGCCAAGAGGCCUCAUCAGGGGAAGUCUUCCUACUGGCCUCUGCGGCCCUUGCCAACAUCACGUUCUUUGACACAAUGGCCUGCGAGAUGCUCCUGCAGCUGAAUGCCAUCCGUGUUCUCCUGGAAGCCUGCAGUGACAAGCAGAGAGUGGACACGCCUUACACUCGGGACCAGAUUGUGACCAUCUUGGCAAACAUGUCUGUCCUAGAACAGUGUGCCUCUGACAUCAUUCAGGAGAAUGGGGUCCAGCUUAUCAUGGGCAUGCUGUCUGAAAAACCAAGGUCUGGGACUCCUGCUGAAGUGGCAGCCUGUGAGCGAGUCCAGCAGAAAGCUGCAGUGACCCUGGCUCGUCUCAGCCGAGACCCAGAUGUAGCACGGGAGGCUGUGCGGCUCAGCUGCAUGUCCCGUCUCAUCGAGCUCUGCAGAUCCCCAUCAGAGAGGAACAGCAGUGACGCCGUGCUUGUGGCCUGCCUGGCUGCUCUGCGUAGAUUGGCUGGGGUCUGCCCUGAAGGCCUCCAGGACUCUGACUUUCAGCAGUUGGUCCAGCCUCGGCUGGUGGACUCCUUCUUACUCUGCAGCAACAUGGAGGAGAGUUUUGUGUAGUGAGUGUGGGAGAAGAAAUACAUUUGGCUGUUCUCACACCCCCUCUGACUACGCACCAGUGAACACAUCUGAGUACACACCAGCUCUCCUCAUCUUCUUAUUUAUACUUAACUUAUUUUUGUGUGAAAUAAAUGGAGGGCGAAAUCUUAGAGCAACAUCAUCAAACAGUCUGUGGUCCUUGGGAAUCUUCUUUGUGUUUUAUUUUUUGAUUUCUGUAGCUUUUCAGUUGCAGAUGUUGAAAUUUGUAAUGACCAAUAUGACAAAUUGCCAUGGGUGAUUCCACUUCAUCUUAUUUUUUCUACUCUCACUAUACAAUCUUGCCUCAUUUUUUAAAACUUUGGAACCAGAGGAUUUCAACUGCCUAGCAAGUUUUUUUUUUAAGUUGGAUUUGCUCUUCCCAAAAAUCUAAAAUGAAUUUAAUAAUUGGGUAGAAUAUAUUGGAAAGAAGUUUCUUUUUCUUUAAUAAAUGGAAUCAUAUAAAAUGUAUCCUGGAUUUUCUUAUUAAAUUGUAUUUUAAACUAA
Molecule: messenger RNA, 2332 nt
Organism: Pan troglodytes (chimpanzee)
Lineage: Eukaryota; Metazoa; Chordata; Mammalia; Primates; Hominidae
Gene: INSC
Product: INSC spindle orientation adaptor protein
Exons: 13
Coding region: 71-1810 (579 amino acids)
Biological process (GO): establishment of mitotic spindle orientation; regulation of asymmetric cell division; apical protein localization
Cellular component (GO): apical cortex
Molecular function (GO): cytoskeletal adaptor activity; protein binding
Source: RefSeq, a predicted model, not a curated record